CGACGAUGUGUAUCGGACAAGGUCCCCUGCUAUCCUCUCUCUCCUUCUACUCUGCCGAUGUGCAGGUCUUUCCUCUGAUAUAGUGACUGUACACGUGGAUGCCUGGCCAUAUUUCCCUGGAUCUGUGUACAUCGAGCGUUUCUCACAACACCUCGGCGGACCGGCAACUCAGGCUAUGAACCAGCUUUCGCCGGCUCCCCCGACCUUCCGAUAGCAGGAAUAUUGUUCCAUACGCAAGUAGGCGGUCUCUAGACCUCCUCGGAAGGCGCUAUGUAGUAUGCGAUCUACUUCCGACCUCCUUUCCACUCGUCAUAUCUUACACAAUAUGAUCCGCAUGUAUUGCAAAGCGUACACGCCGUCUCUGCCUGUACAGGAGCAGCACACGAGUUCCAUAUCAACGACGUCGUCGAUACAAGGGUCGACUACCUCCAAGACGUCUCUCCAUGCGACCUCGACAUUCCCCUCUACCUUAUGCCUCAUAAACCUGUGUAUAUCCGAACGUCCUCACGGCACGCUCAUCUUACAUCCUCGUAGGACAUCCUCCCGAGUCCCGACGACGAUCACUAAAUGCGGCGCGCUGUCAGGCGCGCAGUCGCAGCCCGUAAUCAGCCUCAAGCGCAGAGACAGGACACAAGAUACGCUAUCCUCACAAAACCUCGCCGUACGUGUAUGGACCAGAAGGGCACCGCUCAUGCAGGAGCACGUUCCGAACUCUCUCGCGCUCUCCGAGCUCUCCACACAUGCAGUUGUGCUAGUCUUGGUCAUGAUUAGCAGCUCACCUUCAGCAGUUGAGCCGGCGGCUUGCGGUGCUGCUACGAGCAUCUUGCGCGCUCGGAAGAUGACGGCUGCGAGCUUGCCUCGGAAGCGGAAGAACAAAGGUAGAGGCGGGCUCUGUGUGGGUUGCAGAAUUGGGGCAGAGCCUGGCGAAGGAGGUGUGGCUGAUGCGUUAUAGAGUCCGCCGCUAGGAUCCCUGGACCCUACCCGACAGGGAUACGCAAUGUCUGCUAUCGCAGCUCAAGUCACUCAUCAUACGCAUUACUAUAUGUUUGUAUGUUCUCCUUCUAUCGACGAAGUCUACGCUAUGGUUGAGCGGGGCGAAACCUUAAGGUUGAAGCUGACCACGAGAAC
Messenger RNA from Dichomitus squalens LYAD-421 SS1, 1128 nucleotides. RefSeq lists its product as uncharacterized. The record is from RefSeq and is a predicted model, not a curated record. Lineage: Eukaryota; Fungi; Basidiomycota; Agaricomycetes; Polyporales; Polyporaceae. The transcript has 6 exons. Bases 326 to 952 code for a protein of 208 amino acids.